This is a messenger RNA of Phoenix dactylifera (date palm), 1579 nucleotides long. RefSeq lists its product as uncharacterized. The record is from RefSeq and is a predicted model, not a curated record. NCBI's taxonomy places the organism in Eukaryota, Viridiplantae, Streptophyta, Magnoliopsida, Arecales, Arecaceae.
GCGCGUAUGGUAGUUUGUGGGGACCUUUUGAUCUCCUUUAUCUCGUCGGGUCGCGUCUCCUCUUUUCGCUCGUCGCCAUGUUUCUGGAUCCGGGCGGCGACAACUCCCGCCGGAGCUCCUCUGGGGAAACCCAACAGGCUCGCCGCAUCUAGUCUCGCCUCUCCCGAUCAGGAGAUCUCUUCGAGGCUCCUCAAAGGCCGUAGUCUGUGGUGAUCGGAUGGAAGGCCGAAAUGAGACCAGGAUUGGUCUGAGAACACGCUAGUUAGCAGAAUGCAGCUCGUUUUUUGAAUGAUAUGCUAUAUGGUGAUGUGUAACAACCUUCAUGCUCAUUAAAGGAACUUUUCUAAGACAGCUUCUUGCUCAUGAUCAAUUCAACCAGGUUUAUUAUGAGCAGUAGCAAUGCUAUUGGCUGUGGAAGGAGGAGGAUUUUUCUCAUCUUCAGCUACAGGGUAUAGCAAAGGACUUGCUCUUUUGCUUCUGGGCCGAAGAAACGAAGAAAAACCCAUGAGAGUUUCACCCUGGAACCAGUACCAGUUGGUGGAAGAAGAAGUUGACCCUGAUCUUCAGCUGGCUUCCAGAAAAAGCCGAGUUUCCUGCAGAUGCGCUCGCUUCAUUUGUUUUGGCCGCGCAUCUGCAGGAAAGGAUGGACCAUGCCCUCCUAAAGUGGGUCCCAUUCACCAGCCUGAAACACUGGCAGAUUCCUCUUCUGCUUCGGACACUGGCAGGCUUUGUAGCAUUUGUGAUGCUAUUGAUGAGAGUGAGAGGAAGACAUGUCUUAGAAGUAGCCUCAAGAAGCCAUCAACAAGUUGUUCUAUGUUAGUUGGUGAAGCUGAUGAUGCACAUGACUCUUUGCAAGAGGUGCCAACUUCUGUGUGUGCUUGCAGUGAAAGGAGGAAAGUGCAGUGGAUGGAUGCAUCUGGACUGGAGCUUGUUGAGAUAAGAGAAUUUGAACCCAGUGAUGCUGGCUCAUCAGAUGAUGAAUUUGGACUUGGAGGUGAGAGAUCAUGUGAAUGUGUUAUUCAGUAGACUACUAUCUUCUGUACAGAUGAAGUUAUUACAUUAUCCAUCGGGCAAGCAUGUUAUUUUUCUUCAGCAUCGGCAAUACCUUUUAGGUGAUUGGCUGGCCGUAUAUGACCUAUUCAGUUAAACUUGCCUGCCAUCUAUUACAUCCUCCUACAUUCAUCAAAGUCGGCUUUGAGCAGAGAUAACCGAAGCUCAAAUUACUGUAUUUUCCUCUCUCUCUCUUUAUUGCUGUCCAUGCUCUCUGCCAUUUAUCUUCAGGAUGUACUGGCAUGCAACAUGAUCUCACCCUCAUGGUUGUUUUUUUUUUUUUUUUUGGCUUAUGUUAAUGGUCGUGCUCAAUGUUUCUGGAAUUUCUUUGUUCUUGGAAAUGGCACAGGGGAACAAUGGUCUCACAGUUGGAUCAAAUGGCUUUGGAAUUAAUUUGCCUAUUACAGUCGAUUUCGGAAGUUCUGUAAAUGUCAAAUUGAAAGGAGAAGACUUCAUUGUUGUUGCCCUUGUAAAAAUUAUAACCUUUAUGAGCGUCAUCAAAUUGAAAGCUUUGAAAUUCCUUGCUUUA